AUGAGUGUUGGCCGGAGGAAGCUGGCCCCGCUCUGGACCCUGGCUCUCGCUCUGGCCUGCACCCGGCACACAGCCCCCCUCCUCUUUCUGCAGGCCAUGCCCAGGAUGGCUUCUCCAAAUCCAGCUACAAGCACCACUCUGCCCUCUCUCCUAUCGCCCAGGGGCCCGGCGGUGACGGUCCCGCUCCGUGGGGUGACUGUCUUCCCAUCUCUGAGGACCAUCCCUGUGGUACGAGCCUCCAACCCGGCGCACAGCGGGCGAGUGUGCAGCACCUGGGGCAACUUCCACUACAAGACCUUCGACGGCGACGUCUUCCGCUUCCCCGGCCUCUGCAACUAUGUGUUCUCUGAGCACUGUGGCGCCGCCUACGAGGACUUCAACAUCCAGCUACGCCGCAGCCAGGAGUCAGCGGCCCCCACGCUGAGCAGGAUCCUCAUGAAGGUGGACGGCGUGGUCAUCCAGCUGACCAAGGGCUCCGUCCUGGUCAACGGCCGCCCGGUCCUGCUGCCCUUCAGCCAGUCUGGGGUCCUCAUUCAGCAGAGCAGUAGCUACACCAAGGUGGAGGCCAGGCUGGGCCUUGUCCUCAUGUGGAACCACGAUGACAGCCUGCUGCUGGAGCUGGACGCCAAAUACGCCAACAAGACCUGUGGGCUCUGUGGGGACUUCAACGGGAUGCCCGUGGUCAGCGAGCUCCUCUCCCACAACACCAAGCUGACACCCAUGGAGUUCGGGAACCUGCAGAAGAUGGACGACCCCACGGAGCAGUGUCAGGACCCUGUCCCUGAACCCCCGAGGAACUGCUCCACUGGCUUUGGCAUCUGCGAGGAGCUCCUGCACCGCCAGCUGUUCUCUGGCUGCGUGGCCCUGGUGGACGUCGGCAGCUACCUGGAGGCCUGCAGGCAGGACCUCUGCUUCUGCGAAGACACCGACCCGCUCAGCUGCGUCUGCCACACCCUCGCCGAGUACUCCCGGCAGUGCGCCCACGCGGGGGGGCUGCCCCAGGACUGGCGGGGCCCUGACCUCUGCCCCCAGAAGUGCCCCAACAACAUGCAGUACCACGAGUGCCGUUCCCCCUGCGCAGACACCUGCUCCAACCAGGAGCACUCCCGGGCCUGCGAGGACCACUGUGUGGCCGGCUGCUUCUGCCCUGAGGGGAUGGUGCUUGACGACAUUGGCCAGACCGGCUGUGUCCCUGCGUCAAAGUGUGCCUGUGUCUACAAUGGGGCCGCCUAUGCUCCGGGGGCCACCUAUUCCACAGACUGCGCCAACUGCACCUGCUCCGGAGGCCGGUGGAGCUGCCAGGAGGUUCCGUGCCCAGGUACCUGCUCUGUGCUUGGAGGUGCCCACUUCUCGACGUUUGACGAGAGGCAAUACACGGUGCAUGGGGACUGCAGCUAUGUGCUGACCAAGCCCUGUGACAGCAGUGCCUUCACUGUACUGGCUGAGCUGCGCAGGUGUGGGCUGACGGACAGCGAGACCUGCCUGAAGAGCGUGACACUGAGCCUGGACGGGGCACAGACGGUGGUGGUCAUCAAGGCCAGCGGGGAGGUGUUCCUGAACCAGAUCUACACCCAGCUGCCCAUCUCUGCAGCCAAUGUCACCAUCUUCAGACCCUCAACCUUCUUCAUCAUCGCCCAGACCAGCCUGGGCCUGCAGCUGAACCUGCAGCUGGUGCCCACCAUGCAGCUGUUCGUGCGGCUGGCGCCCAAGCUCCGCGGGCAGACCUGCGGUCUCUGUGGGAACUUCAACAGCAUCCAGGCCGAUGACUUCCGGACCCUCAGUGGGGUGGUGGAGGCCACGGCCGCGGCCUUCUUCAACACCUUCAAGACCCAGGCCGCCUGCCCCAACAUCAGGAACAGCUUCGAGGACCCCUGCUCCCUGAGCGUGGAGAACGAGAAGUAUGCUCAGCACUGGUGCUCGCAGCUGACCGACGCUGACGGCCCCUUCAGCCGGUGCCAUGCUGCCGUGAAGCCGGGCACCUACUACUCGAACUGCAUGUUUGACACCUGCAACUGUGAGCGGAGUGAGGACUCUGUGCGCCGCGCUGUCCUCCUAUGUGCACGCCUGUGCGCCAAGGGCGUGCAGCUCAGCGGCUGGAGGAACGGCGUCUGCACAAAGCCCAUGACCACUUGCCCCAAGUCGAUGACCUACCACUACCAUGUCAGCACCUGCCAGCCCACCUGCCGCUCCCUGAGCGAGGGGGACAUCACCUGCAGUGUUGGCUUCAUCCCUGUGGAUGGCUGCAUCUGUCCUGAGGGCACCUUCCUGGACGACACGGGCAAGUGUGUGCAGGCCAGCAACUGUCCCUGCUACCACAGGGGCUCCAUGAUCCCCAAUGGGGAGUCGGUGCACGACAGCGGGGCUGUCUGCACCUGCACGCAUGGGAAGCUGAGCUGCAUCGGAGGCCAAGCACCCACCCCAGUGUGUGCUGCACCCAUGGUGUUCUUCGACUGCCGCAAUGCCACACCCGGGGACGCAGGGGCUGGCUGUCAGAAGAGCUGCCACACCCUGGACAUGACCUGUUACAGCCCCCAGUGUGUGCCUGGCUGCGUGUGCCCCGACGGGCUGGUGGCGGACGGUGAGGGCGGCUGCAUCACUGCGGAGGACUGCCCCUGCGUGCACAACGAGGCCAGCUACCGGGCCGGCCAGACCAUCCGGGUGGGCUGCAACACCUGCACCUGUGACAGCAGGAUGUGGCGGUGCACAGAUGAUCCCUGCCUGGCCACCUGCACCGUGUACGGGGAUGGCCACUACCUCACCUUCGACGGGCAGAGCUACAGCUUCAACGGAGACUGCGAGUACACGCUGGUGCAGAAUCACUGUGGCGGGAAAGACAGCGCCCAGGACUCCUUCCGUGUCGUCACUGAGAAUGUCCCCUGCGGCACCACGGGGACCACCUGCUCCAAGGCCAUCAAGAUCUUCCUGGGGGGCUCCGAGCUGAAGCUGAGCCACGGGAAGGUGGAGGUGAUCGGGACGAACGAGAGCCAGGAGGUGCCAUACACCAUCCGGCAGAUGGGCAUCUACCUGGUGGUGGACACCGACGUCGGCCUGGUGCUGCUGUGGGACAAGAAGACCAGCAUCUUCAUCAACCUUAGCCCCGAGUUCAAGGGCAGGGUCUGUGGCCUGUGUGGGAACUUCGACGACAUCGCCGUCAAUGACUUUGCCACGCGGAGCCAGUCCGUGGUGGGGGACGUGCAGGAGUUCGGGAACAGCUGGAAGCUCUCCCCUUCCUGCCCAGACGCCCUGGAGCCAAAGGACCCCUGCACAGCCAACCCCUUCCGCAAGUCCUGGGCCCAGAAGCAGUGCAGCAUCCUCCACGGCCCCACCUUCACCGCCUGCCACGCACACGUGGAGCCGGCCAGGUACUACGAGGCCUGUGUGAGCGACGCGUGUGCCUGCGACUCAGGGGGUGACUGCGAGUGUUUCUGCACAGCCGUGGCCGCCUAUGCCCAGGCCUGUCAUGAAGUGGGCCUGUGUGUGUCCUGGCGGACCCCCAGCAUCUGCCCUCUGUUCUGCGACUACUACAACCCUGAAGGCCAGUGCGAGUGGCACUACCAGCCCUGUGGGGCGCCCUGCCUGCGGACCUGCCGGAACCCCCGCGGAGACUGCCUGCGGGACGUCCGGGGCCUGGAAGGCUGCUACCCCAAGUGCCCACCAGAGGCUCCUAUCUUUGAUGAGGACAAGAUGCAGUGUGUGGCUACCUGCCCGACACCGCCUCUGCCACCACGGUGCCACAUCCAUGGGAAGUCCUACCGGCCAGGCGCAGUGGUGCCCUCGGACAAGAACUGCCAGUCCUGCCUCUGUACCGAGCGCGGCGUGGAGUGCACCUACAAAGCUGAGGCCUGUGUCUGCACCUACGAUGGACGGCACUUCCACCCAGGGGACGUCAUCUACCACACGACGGACGGCACGGGUGGCUGCAUCUCCGCCCACUGCGGGGCCAACGGCACCAUUGAGAGGAGGGUCUACCCCUGCAGCCCCACUACCCCCGUCCCCCCAACCACCUUCUCCUUCUCCACACCCCCGCUCGUCAUGAGCUCCACGCACGCCCCCAGCCCUGGCCCGAGCAGCGCGCACACAGGCCCUCCGAGCAGCCCCUGGUCCACCACAGCAGGCCCUUCUCCCAGGACAAGGCCGCCCACAGCCUCUGCCUCGCUGCCGCCGGUCUGUGGGGAAAAGUGCCUGUGGUCACCAUGGAUGGACGUCAGCCGCCCUGGACGGGGCAAGGACAGCGGUGACUUUGACACACUGCAGAACCUCCGCGCCCAUGGGUACCGGGUGUGCGAAUCACCCAGGUCGGUGGAGUGCCGAGCCGAGGAUGCCCCCGGAGUGCCGCUCCGAGUCCUGGGGCAGCGUGUGCAGUGCAGCCCGGACGUGGGGCUGACCUGUCGUAACAGGGAGCAGGCAUCGGGGCUCUGCUACAACUACCAGAUCAGGGUCCUGUGCUGCACGCCCCUAGCCUGCUCCACCUCUAGCAGUCCAGCCCAGACCACUCCUCCAACAACCUCCAAGACCACUGAAACCCGGGCCUCAGCCUCCUCAGCCCCCGGCAGCACACCUGGCCCCGUGGCUGUCUCUACAGCCAGGACAACACCUGCCCCAGGUACCGCUACAUCUGUCAAAAAAACUUUCUCAACUCCCAGCCCUCCACCAGUGCCGGCAACAUCAACAUCAUCCAUGUCGACCACGGCCCCGGAGACCUCCGUGGUCUCCAGCAAGCCCACCCCCACCGAGCCCAGCACAUCCUCCUGCCUACAGGAGCUUUGCACAUGGACUGAGUGGAUCGACGGCAGCUACCCUGCUCCCGGAAUAAAUGGUGGAGAUUUUGACACAUUUCAAAAUUUGAGAGAUGAAGGAUACACAUUCUGUGAAAGUCCUCGAAGCGUGCAGUGCCGGGCAGAGAGCUUCCCCAACACGCCACUGGCAGACCUGGGGCAGGACGUCAUCUGCAGCCGCACGGAGGGGCUGAUUUGCCUGAACAAGAACCAGCUCCCACCCAUCUGCUACAACUAUGAGAUCCGAAUCCAGUGUUGUGAGACGGUGAACGUGUGCCGAGACGGCACCAGACCGCCAAAGACCAUCGCAACGACACAGCCGACUCCACACCCAACUGGAGCUCAGACUCUGACCACCAUCACCAGACACAUGCCCUCGGCCUCCACAGAGCAACCCACGGCCACCUCCAGGGGCAGGACCACAGCAACCAGUGUCACACAGGGCACCCACACCAGACCAGUCACCAGAGACUGUCAUCCCCGGUGCACCUGGACAAAGUGGUUUGACGUGGACUUCCCGUCCCCUGGACCCCAUGGCGGGGACAAGGAAACCUAUAGCAACAUCAUCAGGAGUGGGGAAAAAAUCUGCUGCCGACCCGAGGAGAUCACCAGGCUCCAGUGCCGAGCCGAGAGCCACCCGGAGGUGAGCAUCGAACACCUGGGCCAGGUGGUGCAGUGCAGCCGUGAAGAGGGCCUGGUGUGCCGCAACCAGGACCAGCAGGGACCCUUCAAGAUGUGCCUCAACUACGAGGUGCGCGUGCUCUGCUGCAAGACCCCCAAAGGCUGCCCCAUGACCUCCACACCUGGCUCCACCUCUAGCAGUCCAGCCCAGACCACUCCACCAACAACCUCCAAGACCACUGAAACCCGGGCCUCAGUCUCCUCAGCCCCCGGCAGCACACCUGGCCCCGUGGCUGUCUCUACAGCCAGGACAACACCUGCCCCAGGUACCGCUACAUCUGUCAAAAAAACUUUCUCAACUCCCAGCCCUCCACCAGUGCCGGCAACAUCAACAUCAUCCAUGUCGACCACGGCCCCGGAGACCUCCGUGGUCUCCAGCAAGCCCACCCCCACCGAGCCCAGCACAUCCUCCUGCCUACAGGAGCUUUGCACAUGGACUGAGUGGAUCGACGGCAGCUACCCUGCUCCCGGAAUAAAUGGUGGAGAUUUUGACACAUUUCAGAAUUUGAGAGACGAAGGAUACACAUUCUGUGAAAGUCCUCGAAGCGUGCAGUGCCGGGCAGAGAGCUUCCCCAACACGCCACUGGCAGACCUGGGGCAGGACGUCAUCUGCAGCCGCACGGAGGGGCUGAUUUGCCUGAACAAGAACCAGCUCCCACCCAUCUGCUACAACUAUGAGAUCCGAAUCCAGUGUUGUGAGACGGUGAACGUGUGCCGAGACGGCACCAGACCGCCAAAGACCAUCGCAACGACACGGCCGACUCCACACCCAACUGGAGCUCAGACCCUGACCACCAUCACCAGACACAUGCCCUCGGCCUCCACAGAGCAACCCACGGCCACCUCCAGGGGCAGGACCACAGCAACCAGCGUCACACAGGGCACCCACACCAGACCAGUCACCAGAGACUGUCAUCCCCGGUGCACCUGGACAAAGUGGUUCGACGUGGACUUCCCGUCCCCUGGACCCCACGGCGGGGACAAGGAAACCUACAGCAACAUCAUCAGGAGUGGGGAAAAAAUCUGCUGCCGACCCGAGGAGAUCACCAGGCUCCAAUGCCGAGCUGAGAGCCACCCGGAGGUGAACAUCGAACACCUGGGCCAGGUGGUGCAGUGCAGCCGUGAAGAGGGCCUGGUGUGCCGCAACCAGGACCAGCAGGGACCCUUCAAGAUGUGCCUCAACUACGAGGUGCGCGUGCUCUGCUGCAAGACCCCCAAAGGCUGCCCCAUGACCUCCACACCUGUGACAGCUCCUAGCACCCCAAGUGGGAGAGCCACCAGCCCAACUCAGAGCACCUCCUCUUGGCAGAAAUCCAGGACAACCACUUUGGUGACAACCAGCACAACCUCCACUCCACAGACCAGUACAACCUCUGCCCCAACAACCAGCACAACCUCUGCUCCUACAGCCAGAACAACCUCUGCCCCUACAACCAGCACAACCUCUGCCCCAACAACCAGCACAAUCUCUGGUCCUGAAACUACUCCCAGCACAAUCUCUGCUCCUACAAAGAGCACAACUUCUGGUCCUGGAACUACUCCCAGCCCUGUUCCCACCACCAGCAGAACCUCUGCUCCUACAACCAGAACAACCUCUGCCUCUACAACCAGCACAAACUCUGGUCCUGGAACUACUCCCAGCCCUGUUCCCACCACCAGCAGAACCUCUGCUCCUACAACCAGAACAACCUCUGCCUCUACAACCAGCACAACCUCUGGUCCUGGAACUACUCCCAGCCCUGUUCCUACCACCAGCAUAAUCUCUGCUCCUAAAACCAGCACAACCUCUGCCCCUACAACCAGCACAACCUCAGCUCCUACGAUCAGCACAACCUCUGCUACUACAACCAGCACAACUUCUGGUCCUGGAACUACCCCAAGCCCUGUUCCCACCACCAGCACAACUUCUGCCCUGACAACCAGAACAACGUUUGCCCCUACAAGCAGCACAACCUCUAGUCCUGAAACUACUCCCAGCCCUGUUCCUACCACCAGCACAACCUCUGCCCCUACAACCAGCACCAGCUCUGCUCCUACAAGCAGCACAACCUCCGGUCCUGGAACUACUUCCAGCCCUGUUCCCACCACCAGCACAACCUCUGCCCCUACAACCAGCACCAGUUCUGCUCCUACAAGCAGCACAACCUCCGGUCCUGGAACUACUUCCAGCCCUGUUCCCAGCACCAGCACAACCUCUGCUCCUACAACCAGCACAACCUCUGCCCCUACAAGCAGCACAACCUCCGGUCCUGGAACUACUUCCAGCCCUGUUCCCACCACCAGCACAACCUCUGCUCCUACAACCAGCACAACCUCUGCCCCUACAAGCAGCACAACCUCUGCCACUACAACCAGCAGAAUCUCUGGUCCUGAAACUACUCCCAGCCCUGUUCCUACCACCAGCACAACCUCUGCUACUACAACAAGCACAGUCUCUGCUCCUACAACGAGCACAACUUCUGGUUCUGGAACUACUCCCAGCCCUGUUCCUACCACCAGCACAACCUCUGCUCCUACAACCAGCACAACCUCUGCUCCUAUAGCCAGCACAACCUCUGCCCCUACAACCAGCACAACCUCUGCCCCUACAACUAGCACAACCUCAGCUCCUACAAUCAGCACAACCUCUGCUCCUAUAACCAGCACAACUUCUGCUACUACAACCAGCACAAGCUCUACCCCUACAAGCAGCACAACCUCUACUCCACAGACCAGCACAACUUUGGCUCCUACAACCAGCACAGCUUCUGGUCCUGGGAUAACUUCAAGCCCUGUUCCCACCACCAGCACAACCUCUGCCCCUACAACCAGAACAAUCUCUGUCCCUACAAGCAGCAAAACCUCUACCACUAAAACCAGCAAAAUUUCUGCUUCUACAGCCAGCACAACCUCUGGCCCUGGAACUACACCCAGCCCUGUUCCUACCACCAGCACAACCUCUGCUCCUACAACCAGCACAACCUCUGCCUCUACAGCCAGCAAAACCUCUGGUCUUGGAACUACUCCCAGCCCUGUUCCUACCACCAGCACAACCUCUGCUCCUACAACGAGCACAACCUCUGCCUCUACAGCCAGCAAAACCUCUGGUCUUGGAACGACCCCCAGCCCUGUUCCUACUACCAGCACAAUCUUUGCCCCUAGAACCAGCACCACUUCUACCUCUACAACCAGUACAACCCCUGGUCCUCGAACUACUCCCAGCCCUGUUACCACCACCAGCACAGCUUCUGUUUCAAAGACCAGCACAAGCCAUGUUUCUGUAUCCAAGACAACCCACCCUCAACCAGUCACCAGAGACUGUCAUCCCCGGUGCACCUGGACCAAGUGGUUUGACGUGGACUUCCCAUCCCCUGGACCCCACGGUGGGGACAAGGAAACCUACAACAACAUCAUCAGGAGUGGGGAAAAAAUCUGCCGCCGACCUGAGGAGAUCACCAGGCUCCAGUGCCGAGCCGAGAGCCACCCGGAGGUGAGCAUCGAACACCUGGGCCAGGUGGUGCAGUGCAGCCGCGAAGAGGGCCUGGUGUGCCGCAACCAGGACCAGCAGGGACCCUUCAAGAUGUGCCUCAACUACGAAGUGCGCGUGCUCUGCUGCGAGACCCCCAGAGGCUGCCCGGUGACCUCUGUGACCCCAUAUGGGACUUCUCCUACCAAUGCCCCGUAUCCUUCCCUGUCUACCUCUGUGGCAUCCACCUCCGUGGCAUCCACCUCCGUGGCAUCCACCUCCGUGGCAUCCAGCUCUGUGGCUUACUCCACCCAAACCUGCUUCUGCAACGUAGCCGACCGGCUCUACCCUGCGGGAUCCACCAUAUACCGCCACAGAGACCUCGCUGGCCACUGCUAUUAUGCCCUGUGUAGCCAGGACUGCCAAGUGGUCAGAGGGGUUGACAGUGACUGUCCGUCCACCACGCUGCCUCCUGCCCCAGCCACAUCCCCUUCGACAUCCACCUCCGAGCCCGUCACUGAGCUGGGAUGCCCAAAUGCGGUUCCCCCAAGAAAGAAAGGUGAGACCUGGGCCACGCCCAACUGCUCCGAGGCCACCUGUGAGGGCAACAACGUCAUCUCCCUGCGCCCGCGCACGUGCCCAACGGUGGAGAAGCCCACCUGUGCCAACGGCUACCCGGCCGUGAAGGUGGCUGACCAAGAUGGCUGCUGCCAUCACUACCAGUGCCAGUGUGUGUGCAGCGGCUGGGGUGACCCCCACUACAUCACCUUUGACGGCACCUACUACACCUUCCUGGACAACUGCACGUACGUGCUGGUGCAGCAGAUCGUGCCCGUGUAUGGCCACUUCCGCGUGCUCGUCGACAACUACUUCUGUGGUGUGGAGGACGGGCUCUCCUGCCCGAGGUCCAUCAUCCUGGAGUACCACCAGGACCGCGUGGUGCUGACCCGCAAGCCAGUCCACGGGGCGAUGACCAACGAGAUCAUCUUCAACAAUAAGGUGGUCAGCCCCGGCUUCCGGAAAAACGGCAUCGUGAUCUCACGCAUCGGCAUCAAGAUGUACGCGACCAUCCCGGAGCUGGGAGUCCAGAUCAUGUUCUCUGGCCUCAUCUUCUCGGUGGAGGUGCCGUUCAGCAAGUUUGCCAACAACACCGAGGGCCAGUGCGGCACUUGCACCAAUGACAGGAAGGAUGAGUGCCGCACGCCUAGGGGGACGGUGGUCGCCUCCUGCUCUGAGAUGUCUGGCCUCUGGAACGUGACCAUCCCCAACCAGCCAGCCUGCCACGGGCCUCGCCCGACACCCACCACGGUCGGGCCCACCACACCGCCUGCUCCGUGCCUGCCAUCACCUAUCUGCCAGCUGAUUCUGAGCAAGGUCUUUGAGCCGUGCCACGCCGUGAUCCCCCCACUGCCGUUCUACGAGGGCUGUGUCUUCGACCAGUGCCAUAUGAUUGACCCGGAUGUGGUGUGCUCCAGCCUGGAGCUGUACGCGGCGCUCUGCGCGUCCCGAGACAUCUGCAUCGACUGGAGAGGCCAGACCAACCACAUGUGCCCAUUCACCUGCCCAGCCGACAAGGUGUACCAGCCCUGCGGCCCGAGCAAGCCCUCCUACUGCUACGGGAACGACAGCGCCAGCCUCGGGGCUCUGCCGGAGGCCGGCCCCAUCACCGAAGGCUGCUUCUGUCCAGAGGGCAUGAUCCUCUUCAGCACUGAUGCCCAAGUCUGCGUGCCCACGGGCUGCCCCAGGUGUCUGGGGCCCCACGGACAGCCGGUGAAGGUGGGCCACACUGUCAGCAUGGACUGCCAGGAGUGCACGUGUGAGGCGGCCACGUGGACGCUGGCCUGCCGAACCAAGCUCUGCCCGCUGCCCCCUGCCUGCCCCCUGCCCGGCUUCGUGCCUGUGCCUGCAGCCCCACAGGCUGGCCAGUGCUGCCCCCAGUACAGCUGCGCCUGCAACACCAGCCGCUGCCCCGCGCCCGCGGGCUGUCCUGAGGGCGCCCACAUGAUCCUGACCUACGAGGAUGGGGCCUGCUGCCCGGUCCAAAACUGCACCUGGACCGUGUGCAGCAUCAACGGGACCCUGUACCAGCCUGGCGCCGUGGUCUCCUCGAGCCUGUGCGAAACCUGCAGGUGUGAGCUACCUGGCGGCCCCCCGUCGGACGCGUUUGUGGUCAGCUGUGAGACCCAGAUCUGCAACACACACUGCCCUGUGGGCUUUGAGUACCAGGAGCGGAGCGGGCAGUGCUGUGGCACCUGUGUGCAAGUCGCCUGUGUCACCAACACCAGCAAGAGCCCCGCCCACCUCUUCUACCCUGGCGAGACCUGGUCAGACCCCGGGAACCACUGUGUGACCCAUGAGUGUGAGAAGCACCGGGACGGGCUCGUGGUGGUCACCACGAAGAAGGCGUGCCCCCCACUCAGCUGUUCUCUGGACGAGGCCCACAUGAGUAAGGAUGGCUGCUGCCGCUUCUGCCCGCCGCCCCCGCCCCCGUACCAGAACCAGUCGACCUGUGCUGUGUACCAUAGGAGCCAGAUCAUCCAGCAGCAGGGCUGCAGCUCCUCGGAGCCCGUGCACCUGGCUUACUGCCGGGGGAACUGCGGGGACAGCUCUUCCAUGUACUCACUCGAGGGCAACGUGGUGGAGCACAGGUGCCAGUGCUGCCAGGAGCUGCGGACCUCGCUGAGGAACGUGACCCUGUACUGCGCCGACGGCUCCAGCCGGGCCUUCAGCUACACCGAGGUGGAAGAAUGCGGCUGCAUGGGCCGGCGGUGCCCUGCGCCGGGCGACACCCAGCACUCGGAGGAGGUGGAACCCGAGCACAGCCAGAAGGCAGAGAGUGGGAGCUGGGAGAGAGGCGUCCCAGUGUCCCCCCUCCACUGA
Messenger RNA from Nomascus leucogenys (northern white-cheeked gibbon), 11781 nucleotides. It is a transcript of the gene MUC5AC, whose product is annotated as mucin 5AC, oligomeric mucus/gel-forming. Lineage: Eukaryota; Metazoa; Chordata; Mammalia; Primates; Hylobatidae. Gene Ontology annotation, cellular component: extracellular matrix. The record is from RefSeq and is a predicted model, not a curated record. Gene Ontology annotation, molecular function: protein binding.